Molecule: messenger RNA, 237 nt
Organism: Brenthis ino (lesser marbled fritillary)
Lineage: Eukaryota; Metazoa; Arthropoda; Insecta; Lepidoptera; Nymphalidae
Source: the annotation of a GenBank genome assembly
AUGCUACCAAAAUGGACACAUAUGAGCACUCAAAUUAAAUCUGGUCGCAGGCUCCCCUUCAUAAGCGUACGUGAUUUUUGUUCUGGUAGGGACGUUUCCUGUUCGCGCGUGCUAAGAAAGCUGCUCUUCCUUGUGAAAGCUCGCACGUGUGGCGACUGGCGAGGGUCCACCUGCGCGCGCGCUCGAGAUAGGCGAGGGCGCAGAGACCGACGCGCGGUCGACGGGAUGUGUCGUGCU